Pseudomassariella vexata is the source of this 3591-nucleotide messenger RNA. Its product is annotated as splicing factor 3B subunit 1. NCBI's taxonomy places the organism in Eukaryota, Fungi, Ascomycota, Sordariomycetes, Amphisphaeriales, Pseudomassariaceae. Gene Ontology annotation, molecular function: mRNA binding. Gene Ontology annotation, biological process: spliceosomal complex assembly. Gene Ontology annotation, cellular component: catalytic step 2 spliceosome; U2 snRNP; U2-type prespliceosome. The record is from RefSeq and is a predicted model, not a curated record. The transcript has a single exon. The coding region runs from base 1 to 3591 and encodes 1196 amino acids.
AUGUCGGACGCUGACUUUGAGACGAUCAGAAAGCUGCAGGCAGAGCGCAAUGCUGCCGCGGCUGCCAAAAACGGAUCGCGAACCUUUGACCCUUCCAACCAGCGGUCCGACACAUCCACCAAGGCCAAGCUUACAGAAUCUUUCGACACGGAACUAUACUCACGCGAUGGCGGCGACAAAUAUGCUGGCUAUCUCUCUUCCAUUCCCACCGCUGAUGGAGAUGGCGACGAGGACAUGGAUGAUGCCGAAGCCUCGCGACGACUAGUGGGCCAAUACACAGCGACGCGAGCCCAGAUUGAGGAGUUUGCGCACGGUAACGGAGUGGAGGAAGAUGAUCCUCUUGCAGGGCGUGGGGAGAAGAGCAACCGCAUCACAGAUCGAGAGACGGACUACCAGAAGCGCCGCUUUGAUCGGGUAGGUGCCGACGAGCAUGAGAGCUAUCGUGAGAUCAUGGAGCGGAGAGAGCUCGAGAGGGAAGAAGAACGCGUCCAACGAGAAAUCCAAGCGAAGCGAGAGGCACAAGCCACCAAUGGCGAGCAUGCCGCAACGCUCCAGAAUGGUGACAAGGAGGUGGCUGAGCCAGGGUCCACAGAGGCCAGUCGCAAGCGAAAGAAGCGAUGGGAUGUCUCGACAACAGCCGCCGACGAACCAACGACAGAAUCUACCGAGGGAACAUCCAAGCGAUCGAGGUGGGACCAAACGCCCUCACUUGCCGCUCCUGGAAAGCGCUCACGAUGGGACCAAGCACCAUCCGCAACGCCGGUCGGCAGCAGUGGCCUGGUCACCCCAAUGCACACAUCCCAGAUAGGCGGUGGUUCAGGAGUACCUUCCUUUGGUACUGAUAUAUCUGGUCCCAACGCCGCCAUCAGUGAUGAGGAACUGGAUGCACUGCUCCCUGGCCCCGAGGAGGGGUACAAGGUCCUCGAGCCACCGCCGGGAUACGCUCCUGUUCGUGCACCCACCCACAGGGUUAUUGCGACGCCAGUCCAGUCCAAUGGCUUCAUGAUGCAGGACCCUGAUAGCGUCAGGGCCGGUGGAAGCCAGAUGCCAAAAGAGAUACCUGGGGUCGGGGAUCUCCAGUUCUUCAAGCCGGAAGAUAUGACAUAUUUCGGCAAGUUGACAGAUGGUUCCGACGAGAACAGCCUGAGUGUUGAAGAGCUGAAGGAGCGAAAGAUCAUGAGGCUGCUCCUCAAAGUCAAGAAUGGUACCCCUCCAAUGCGUAAGACUGCUCUGAGACAACUCACGGACAAUGCGCGACAGUUUGGUGCAGGGGCUUUGUUCAAUCAGAUUCUUCCCCUGCUCAUGGAGAAGACACUGGAGGAUCAGGAGCGCCAUUUACUUGUCAAGGUCAUCGAUCGUAUCCUUUACAAGCUUGAUGAACUAGUCAGGCCGUAUGUUCACAAGAUCCUCGUGGUUAUCGAGCCUCUGCUCAUUGAUCAAGAUUACUACGCCCGAGUUGAGGGCCGUGAAAUCAUCUCUAACCUCAGCAAAGCAGCUGGUCUCGCAACCAUGAUUAGUACGAUGAGACCCGAUAUCGACCACGUCGACGAGUACGUGCGAAAUACUACCGCGCGAGCAUUCGCCGUGGUGGCCUCGGCACUCGGCAUACCCGCACUCCUCCCCUUCCUUCGUGCAGUUUGCCGCAGCAAGAAGUCAUGGCAAGCGCGGCACACCGGUGUCAAGAUAGUGCAGCAGAUUCCUAUCCUGAUGGGUUGCGCCGUCUUGCCUCAUCUGAAGGGAUUGGUUGAUUGUAUUGGUCCUAAUCUUAAUGAUGAGCAGACUAAAGUGCGUACAGCCACCAGUUUGGCUAUCGCAGCAUUAGCUGAAGCUUCGAACCCCUACGGUAUCGAGAGCUUUGACGACAUUCUAAACCCUCUGUGGACCGGUGCGAGAAAACAAAGAGGCAAGGGCCUCGCCGGCUUCCUGAAGGCCGUGGGCUAUAUCAUUCCCCUGAUGGACGAGGAUUAUGCCAAUUACUACACCAGUCAGAUUAUGGAGAUUCUACUCAGAGAGUUCUCUUCACCUGACGAGGAGAUGAAGAAGGUCGUUCUGAAAGUCGUUUCCCAGUGCGCAGGUACUGAGGGUGUUACUGCAGGGUAUCUGAAGGAACAUGUCCUUGAUGAGUUCUUCAAGAGUUUUUGGGUACGCCGCAUGGCCUUGGACAAGCGAAACUAUAGGCAAGUGGUCGAGACUACGGUUGACAUUGGCCAAAAGGUGGGCGUCAGCGAAAUUUUGGAACGAAUUGUGAGCAAUCUCAAGGACGAGAGCGAAGCGUAUCGGAAAAUGACGGUGGAAACGGUCGAAAAAGUGGUGGCAGGUCUGGGAGCUGCGGACAUUGGCGAGAGGUUGGAGGAGCGACUCAUCGAUGGCAUUCUGCAUUCUUUCCAGGAGCAAAGCGUGGAGGAUGUUAUCAUGCUGAAUGGGUUUGGCACUGUGGUCAACGCCCUGGGCACGCGAUGCAAGCCUUAUCUUCCGCAGAUCGUUAGCACAAUUCUUUGGCGGCUCAACAACAAGACGGCGACCGUCCGCCAGCAGGCCGCAGACCUGAUUUCACGCAUUGCCAUGGUCAUGAAGCAGUGUGGGGAAGAUGCCUUGAUGGGCAAGCUGGGUAUUGUGCUUUAUGAAUAUCUGGGCGAAGAGUAUCCAGAGGUUUUGGGGUCGAUUCUCGGUGCUCUACGUUCCAUUGUCACCGUCGUCGGAAUCAGCCAAAUGCAGCCGCCUAUCAAAGACCUCCUUCCGCGGCUGACCCCUAUUCUACGAAACCGACACGAGAAGGUACAGGAAAACACCAUCGAUCUUGUUGGGCGUAUCGCCGAUCGUGGCCCAGAAAGCGUCAACGCGCGGGAAUGGAUGCGAAUCUGCUUCGAGCUGCUAGACAUGCUCAAGGCUCAUAAGAAGGGCAUACGACGAGCAGCAAACAACACGUUCGGUUUCAUCGCCAAGGCCAUUGGACCACAAGAUGUUUUGGCAACUCUACUCAACAACCUCCGAGUUCAGGAGCGUCAGUCUCGUGUCUGCACGGCUGUCGCCAUUGGUAUCGUUGCCGAGACUUGUGCUCCGUUCACUGUGCUUCCGGCAUUGAUGAACGAGUAUCGAGUACCCGAACUCAAUGUUCAGAACGGCGUUCUCAAGUCUCUCUCGUUCCUUUUUGAGUACAUUGGCGAAAUGGCCAAGGACUACGUGUACGCCGUGACGCCUUUGCUGGAAGACGCCCUCAUCGAUCGUGAUCAGGUGCAUCGUCAAACAGCUGCCUCCGUCGUCAAGCAUAUUGCGCUUGGUGUGGUUGGUCUUGGCUGUGAAGAUGCAAUGGUCCACCUCCUCAACCUGCUCUACCCCAAUCUCUUUGAAACAAGCCCGCACGUCAUCGACAGAAUCGUUGAGGCAAUCGAGGCCAUCCGAAUGGCGGUUGGGCCUGGCCUCGUGAUGAACUACGUUUGGGCCGGUCUGUUCCAUCCCGCACGCAAAGUACGUCAGCCAUACUGGCGGCUGUACAAUGAUUCUUACGUGCAGGCUGCCGACGCUAUGGUUCCGUAUUAUCCGAAUCUUAAUGAAGAUGGCAUCGACAGGUCCGAAUUGGCCAUUGUGUUGUAA